This is a messenger RNA of Hydractinia symbiolongicarpus, 1944 nucleotides long. Its product is annotated as zinc finger protein 862-like. NCBI's taxonomy places the organism in Eukaryota, Metazoa, Cnidaria, Hydrozoa, Anthoathecata, Hydractiniidae. The record is from RefSeq and is a predicted model, not a curated record. Bases 8 to 1582 code for a protein of 524 amino acids. Gene Ontology annotation, molecular function: protein dimerization activity. The transcript has a single exon.
CUUGGAAAUGAGCGAGUACGGUGGCACUGAUGCGGAGUCUCUUCGCAAUGGUAUAGACGGCAUUUUUAACCAAGAGGGAUUCAUUCCGUUCAAGCCAGAAGAUUAUCGCCUGAAAAUGAUUGGUUGCACUUCAGACGGCGCCAGCGUCAAUUUUGGCCGAAAGUCGGGUCUUAUGACAAGACUUUCUGAAACAAGACCUUGGCUAGUCAAAAUUCACUGCUCAAACCAUCGCGUUGAACUGGCAGUGAAGGACGCAUUUAAAACAACAGCGUUUCAGCAAGUUGAUGAAUUCUACAUCAGUAACUUCAAUUUGUUGAAAAACUCCAGGAAAAUCAAAACUGAGAUUAAGGCAGCCUGCCAUGCUUUAAACAUCCAGCAUCACACACUAAGCAAAUUAACUGGUACUCGAUUCAUUGGUCAUAGACGUGCUGCAUACAAGAAGUUGCUUGCGAUUUGGCCAGCUAUUCAAGUAGCUUAUGAAAAUGUUGUUGCUGACCCGAAAACUAGAGCAGAAACACGAGCCACUGUUCAAGGAUAUCUAAAAAAAAUUAAUUCAUAUCAGUUUUUAUGUCUAGUCUGUACAUAUGCAGACGUAUUGGAGAUCAUAACACCAGCUUCCAAAAUAUUUGAAGCAGAGCACUUAAUGGCUUAUGAUGCUUGGCCAGCCAUAGAAGAAACGCUAAACAAUCUUACCGACACGAUACACGCGGACAUGGAUGAAGAGAUGCUUGUGAGCCAUCUAGCAUCUUUUCGUAUGGAAGACGGUCAGCUUAAAUCCUCCUUUUACAAGGGUGACGACAGUCACAAAGAAAAUGCCAACAAGCAACGCAUCACCAUUGAAUUGAAAAAUUUUACAUAUCUCAAUGAAGAUUCCGUAAAUUCCGCCAUUGGCAAGAAAAAAGAUGUCUGCAAUUCGUUAAAAGAAUUACUGGAAGCGAAAUUCGCCGAUUUUCAGGAGCCAGUUUUAAAGUCGAUGAUAUGGUUUGAUUGUAGGAGGUGGCCUACCGACGAUAAAUCUUUUGGGUUUGAUAAAAUAAAAGAAAUGUAUUUCCAUUUUAAGCAGCCCUUGGAUUUUAAUGGGUAUGAUGAAGUUGUGGCUCUUUGUGAAUGGCGUUCUUUAAGAAGCUUUGUAAAAGCCAACCAUUCUGGGGAAGAGCCAUUAAGUGUUUGGAAAACAGUGCUAACCUUCAAACGUACUGAGUUUCCAAACUUGUGCAUGUUGGCUGAGUUAGUUUUGUGCCUUUCAGCAUCAAACUCUACGGUGGAGAGAGCAUUUAGCCUACUCACACUUCUUUUAUCCAAUAGGAGGUUAACUAUGAGCCACGUCACCAUGGAGAAUCUUUUGUGCAUCAAUUUGAAUAACAAGAUUUGGACAGAAAAAGAAAGAGAGGAGAUUACAGAAAUGGCCGUAAUAAAAUACCUCGAAAAGCGGCGCAAAAAGAAAUGCAUAACAUGGGAACCACCACAUAAGAAGUCCUGCUCUAGCUCGUUAGACGUAACCACGAUUUCGUCGUCAGAUAACGAAGACAGCAACAGUGACGAUGAUGACAGCAGCGUUGUUGUAUUUUCUGAUUCAGAGUAGACCUUGAACAUGAACAAAAAUAUUGUUUUAAAUGACUCAAGUCUUGUUAACAUUAUCCCUCCUUUUAGUCUUCUGGAAAUUCCCAUUAUUUUCCCAUCUGCCUUGGUAAUUAUAGUUUGCCGUGCCAACUUUUAUUACACUGAAAUCAUAAGUAAACAUAUUUAAUAUGGCGGUAAAAAGAACACACAUUUUUCGUUGUGCAACACAAUAAAACAACGAGGAAAGGGACUAACACUAAAAUAGGCAUUUAAACAAGAAAUAACAUAUUUUAAACUUUUCGACCACUCACGCAAAUUAAUUUGCACGAGCUUUUGUGAUCGCACGUGGAUCGCUCACCCAGACUAAUUUACGUGAGUGAUUUA